AUGUCACUUCUUGACGAGCCGGUCCCAGAUGAUGCCCUCAUGCGUGAUCGCACGCGUGUCUUCGAGGAGUUCCUCGACGCCAACACGGAGCUCUACAACUACGGGGACGACAUCGCACGCAUGCUGAGGCAGGACCAGCGGCGGCUCGUCGUCAAUAUCGACGACCUGCGCGACUACAAGCGUGAGUUUGCGGACGGGCUGCUCAAGCGACCCGUCGACUUCCUCCCCGCGUUUGACGAGGCACUCGCGAACAUCGUCCAGCGCGUGCACGACACCGACAAGCACGACGUUUCCGGCCGCGAAUACCGCGUCGGGCUCAGCGGCUCGUUUGGCGACCACCAUGUCAGCCCGCGCACGCUACGCGCGGCACAGCUCGGCAAGAUGAUUUCGCUCGAGGGCAUCGUCACCCGCUGCUCGCUCGUGCGCCCGAAGAUGCUCAAGUCGGUGCACUACUGCCCCGAGACGCGCCUCUUUCAUGCGCGGGAGUACCGCGAUGCGACGUCGUCAACGUCGAAUCUCCCACCGACCUCGUCCGUGACGCCACAGCAGGACGACGAGGGCCACCCGCUGCAGACGGAGUUCGGCCACUGUGUCUUCCGCGACCAUCAACGAAUUAGUAUACAGGAGAUGCCGGAACGUGCCCCCGCAGGACAGCUACCACGGAGUACAGAUGUUAUCCUGGAUGAUGACCUCGUCGACAAGUGCAAACCGGGUGACCGUAUCCAACUGGUCGGUGUAUACCGCAGUGUCGGAGGUGGUGCUGGAGGCGCGUUCAAGUCGCUGAUCCUCGCCAACAACAUCAAUCUUCUCUCUUCGAAAAUUGGCGGCGGUAUCGCACAAACACAACUAACAGACUCUGAUAUACGCAUGAUCAACCAGCUCUCAAAACGUUCCGACAUUACACAGCUCCUCUCACAGUCCCUCGCACCCUCCAUUUUUGGCCACCGUCAGAUCAAACAAGCUCUUCUGUUGCUUCUUCUAGGCGGCGCGGAGAAGAAUUUGCCCAAUGGCACCCACAUUCGAGGCGACAUCAACCUGCUCAUGGUAGGCGACCCAUCUACUGCCAAAUCACAGAUCCUGCGCUUCGUACUUGGCACCGCACCACUAGCCAUUGCUACGACUGGGCGUGGUAGCUCAGGCGUCGGUUUGACGGCGGCGGUCACGACAGACAAGGAUACUGGCGAGCGAAGACUGGAGGCGGGUGCAAUGGUGCUCGCAGAUCGCGGCGUGGUUUGUAUCGAUGAGUUUGACAAGAUGUCGGACAUUGAUAGGGUCGCAAUCCACGAAGUCAUGGAGCAGCAGACUGUCACCAUCGCCAAAGCAGGUAUCCAUACGACGCUGAACGCCCGUUGUAGUGUAGUCGCUGCUGCAAAUCCGAUCUAUGGCCAGUACGACGUGCACAAAGACCCUCACAAAAAUAUCGCACUUCCAGAUUCCCUCCUCUCUCGUUUUGAUCUGCUCUUUGUUGUAACAGAUGACGUUGAUGAAAACCGCGACCGUCUCAUCGCAGAUCACGUCUUGCGCAUGCAUCGCUACCUUCCACCAGGCGUCGAAGAGGGGACGCCAGUCGCGGAUAGCCUAGGGCAGAACCUCACCAUCGAAGGACCAGGUGCCGCGCAGCCGGAGGCAGACGAAGGAGAGCCCAGUCCCUUUGAAAAGUACGACCCGCUCCUGCAUAUUGGCAUCGGGCAGGAACCUGGGAUGUCCACCAGACGCACGCGGGCGGCGAAGAAGAAAAAUGAGGUGCUGAGCAUUGCAUUCGUCAAGAAGUACAUUCAAUACGCGAAGAACAAGCCUGCGCCUGUGCUGACGCAGGGCGCUGCAAAUUGGAUUGUCACCGUAUAUGCUAAUCUCCGGUCAGAAGACCCGGAGGGCAACAAGAAGAGGACGUCGCCGCUGACUGCACGUACGUUGGAAACUCUCAUUCGUCUAGCCACAGCACAAGCCAAGGCACGCCUAUCGCCGAAAGUGAUGGAGCAGGACGCGAUGGUUGCUGAAGAGCUCCUGCGAUUUGCGCUAUACAGGGAAGUGCUGAAGCGCAAGCGACGUACGAAGCGUCGACUGAACAACGGCAAAUCUGCCCGAAGAGGCAGCAAUGACAGCGAGGAGUCUUCAGGUGACGAGGAUGAUGACGAAGAAGAUGAGGAGACAGGUCCUCAGUCCCCCAGCCGAAUGGAGGAGCCACAGCAAGCGAAGGGCAAAGAAAAAGCGGUUCCUGAUCAUCAGAACGCGGACCCCGUCUGGGGAGAAGACAGUCAGGAUAUUCAGAUGCAAGAACCAGCGCCUGCAGGAAUAACAGAGGAUGGACGCAUACGACCGGAGCGACUCAAAUUAUUCCGCACGCGGCUUGCCAACCUCUUCGCUACGACAUUGCAAGACGGCGAACAGUUCAUGUUUACCGAUCUUCUGGAACUGAUCAACCAAGGUCUUCCCACCGAACAGCUGUUUGGUACAGCCGAAGCGACCAUAGCUUGUGAAGUCAUGGGAGAAGCUGAAGAGCUAAUGCUCAGUGGGGGUGUCGUGUACAAAAUCUAGUCUGUCGUUCGUGUUUUCGUCUUGCUUUUGUUCUGAUGCUGCGCAAUUCUGUAAUC
This is a messenger RNA of Postia placenta MAD-698-R-SB12, 2591 nucleotides long. RefSeq lists its product as hypothetical. Gene Ontology annotation, cellular component: MCM complex; nucleus. The record is from RefSeq and is a predicted model, not a curated record. Gene Ontology annotation, molecular function: single-stranded DNA binding; single-stranded DNA helicase activity; ATP hydrolysis activity. The transcript has 5 exons. Gene Ontology annotation, biological process: double-strand break repair via break-induced replication; DNA replication; mitotic DNA replication initiation. Lineage: Eukaryota; Fungi; Basidiomycota; Agaricomycetes; Polyporales; Adustoporiaceae. The coding region runs from base 1 to 2535 and encodes 844 amino acids.